CAGAAAGGCCGAACUCCAACGGGCCAGACGCUCGUGAAGACCGCACGACGGAUGAGGAAGGGGCGGAGCGACGCUGCAGCAACAAAGCGGCUAUGAAGCUUCAACAACGGGACGCUGCUAUCGAAGCUACCGUUCUCCUGGGAAACAUGACCGCUGUUCUUCAGAAGACGCCGGUCGGAACACGGACCCACAAGCGCGUGGUUCCUUCAAGUUGACAGGACAGAACUUCCUGCUUUUAACUUUGUCCAAUGGAUAGCGAACGACAUAGCCUGAGGUGGAACCUCCAGAAGUUUAAACCUGACAGGAGAUGGCCGAGUGUCACAGAGGAAAGAGGGCGGGAUAAGAGUGUCACGAUGGCGCCCAGGUCCACAUAUGUGACAGGCAGACACUACGUAUUGAGAAAACCUCUGUUCUCUGCAGAACAACACGCCUCCAUCUUAAAGAAGACAUACACGCAGAAGAGCACUGAGGAGGAGAAACAGUCGGAUUCUAGCAGCCAAGGAGACAUCGUGACCAGACCGAGUCCAGAGCCGACCCCGGAGAGCUCUGGCCUCGCUAGCAGUGACUGCUCCAGAACUGACCCGGGCUUGCCCUUGGGUGUCUGGGAUCUCUGGACUGGGCCGCCCCACAAUGGACCCACGUUUGGAUAUCCCAGCAGCGUUUCAGCUCAGCGGGGCCUGUCCAGCUCUUUCCUGGAGGUCCAGAGAAUGAACCCUCCUUGCAGACCACUGCUGAGCUCCACGGUCCUGUAUCCUUCUUACACUCCUCGCUCAGGGAGCUCCAGGCCGUGCCAGACCCAGCUCAGGGCAGGGGGUAGAGAGAGAGACACCCAACCGCACUCUUCUGCGGGAGACUCAGGACUCUUGAUGUCCUCGCAUCAGGCAAACUACUGGGCCUGUGCCAUCCCCAAAGCUUUGCCCCCAUCUCCAGACAGGAGCUCUGCCAGCUGGGACCCCAACAGGGAGUACCAAUCCCUGCUGGACUACACCUACCCUCUGAGACCAGGACAGAUGGUGCGUGAGGGGGGCAUCUCCAAGCUCUGGAGGGACUCCCAACUUCAGACAGUCUCCAACCUGCAGGACUCAGGGAUCGAUCUGGACCAUCUUUGUAGCUCCACCAGCCUGUCGGGGUUGGACUUUUCUCUCAGUGCGGGUCAUGGAUACCCUGAUGUGCCGGGGUUCAACAACAAAUACUCAGAUGGUCCGGACCCUGUGGGUCUGUCCCUGGACAGUUUGAACUGCAGUAUGCAAAGAGGCGGAAUGAGUGGGUUUGACAGUCUCUCUUCCACCUCCGCUGCUUGUUCCCGCUCCGCCAGCAUUUUCCGGUCCUCCAGGUAUGUGGGCGGGGAGGUGUACGAGGAGUUCUUACCACUACCGGAUCAACUGGAGCAGCGGCAGCUGCUGUCCAGGCGGGUGAGGGAGGUGUCGGCCCAGUUGAGCCGGCCUGUCACAAACGGCUGGGAAUCUCUGGAGCCAGGCACCACCUCUGUCACCCUGCCUGAGAAACAGGAGGAGCAGGAGGUGGGGUCUAUACUAAGAGAGCUGGAAGGCGACAAUCAAUACACGGAUGAAGGAAAAUAUAAGGACAGAGAGGACAGGAGAGUUGCUCAGACUGCGGCGAGGAGUUCUGGAGCCCGGGUGGAGCCUGUAGGAGGGGGGCCAAGUCCAUCCAGUCUCAGGGAAGUGGAGGUUUUGGCGGAGCAGCUGUGCGGCCUUAUGCUGCCCGGUGGCAGGACGAGCAGCCAGGACGACCGGGAGACAAGUGACUCCCUGAUGCAACACAUCCAGGUCUUCUGCUCACACCUGGAGCAGCUCAUUCAGCAGCUCUACUCGGCGUCAGAGAAGAUGGAAUUGCUUGCUGCGCCCACGGUGGACAUAGACAGCGUGAAGUCGUCUCUGGCUGAGUAUCAGAGUUUCCAGAGAGAAGUGAGCGGCCACCGGCCACUGUGCUCCUGCGUCCUGCACACCGGACGCCGUCUCCUUGGCUGCAUCAACAACGCGUCCCCACUUUUAAGAGACACCCUGCUGCUUAUCGAAAGGCGCUGCGGAGCUCUGGAGACUCCCAACGAACACUUCUCCUCCAUCCUGUCCGCCAUGAACAGCCUCGCUCGGCCCGGACCGCUCGAGCAGAGCGGAGAGGAGGACCCGGGCCCAGCGGGGGUCCCUGGGUCUGCUCUGUGAAGAAACUGUGUGACAGUGCUGUGAUAUUUCAUUUCACAUUCAUGUGUCUUUUUUUUAAACAUGUUCAAUAGGGUUAAAUGGGGACUUUUUAUGGUUACUUUUAUUAGUACAUUUGAUUAACUUUUCACCUGUAGUGUAACUUCACACACAAAUCUCCACCUCUUUGUCAUGUCCACACAGCAAAAAGGUUCAUUCUUAUUUUCUUCUGAAGGUUAUUGUGUUCAUUAAUCAUUUGUAACCUGAAAUCCAGAAUGUUUCCUUCCUAGAAGCAUGGCUAAAAUUGAUAAUUCAAUUGAAUAUCGUCUUAAUGCAAGUUCUCAGCGGGUUAUCUAUUAGUUAUCAGUAGUAGAAGUUGCACACUGGUAACCACGAGGCAAAAUGGUUCAAUGGGUUACCAAUGAAGGGAAACGAGUGGUCCUUUACGCCGGCCUUUUUACCAGUCAGGACUUUUCCAUCACAGCAGUGCCUUCUUCCUUUGUUAUCCUUGAUAUCCAUUAGUUCAGCUUUUAUACCCACUGUUUCCUAUUAAAUGACCAUUGGCACUUUCAAAGGGAAACACAAACUGAACCCGUCUUUCAUAUUUGUCUUAAUUUAAUCCUCAUGCUUCUUUGUGACCUUGACAAGGUAACAAGUCCAUCAGCGAGAAGAUGGUCUUCUUUUGUGUAUCAUAUAUAUAUAUAUUGUCUGAAAUAUUUAAUACUUGAGCACAUAAUCUAGUAAAAUCUUGCAGCUUCACCAUUAAAUUAUGCAGCGCCUGAUGCAAUAAAAUUUGAGCAUCAGGGUCCCUCAAUAUGUGUGCUACUCCUGUCACUGUCAUGGCUGGAUACGUCCAUCCUAAGUGUCUCUCAAUUUGGGUGAAAAGAAACAUCUACAAAACCCAAAGAGAUUUCACUAUACAGUAAUUCUAUUAAAGUCAUUAAACAGAGUGGUGUUUUAAA
Messenger RNA from Gasterosteus aculeatus aculeatus (three-spined stickleback), 3118 nucleotides. RefSeq names its product centrosomal protein 68 (gene cep68). NCBI's taxonomy places the organism in Eukaryota, Metazoa, Chordata, Actinopteri, Perciformes, Gasterosteidae. The record is from RefSeq and is a predicted model, not a curated record.